Messenger RNA from Trichomonas vaginalis G3, 1143 nucleotides. RefSeq names its product auxin efflux carrier component 1B-related family. Gene Ontology annotation, cellular component: membrane. Bases 1 to 1143 code for a protein of 380 amino acids. Gene Ontology annotation, biological process: transmembrane transport. The transcript has a single exon. NCBI's taxonomy places the organism in Eukaryota, Parabasalia, Trichomonadida, Trichomonadidae. The record is from RefSeq and is a predicted model, not a curated record.
AUGGCUUUUACAAUUAAGGAAUUAUUCCAAAUCCAAGCUGCUCUUUACACAAUAGUUCUCGUUGGAUUCAUACUUGCAAUGUUUAAAGUCUUUGUUCCUCAAGAAAUUUGGCCAUUAUAUGAAGUGGUAAGGCUUUCUUGCUUUGCUGCAAUGAUGUUUAAUUUAAUAGGCAAUACAAAGUAUUCAAUGGCUAAUUGGAAGCCAUUUUUCCCAAUUUUUAUUUCUCAAUUAAUAAUUCAUCUCGCUAUUUUAGCUGCAGCGUUUAUUAAAAAGGCUGAAUCUCGUGUUCUAACCUACAUUCAAUACGUAACAUCCUUCUGUUUCCAAGAGUGCACAAUUUUCAUUUAUCAAAUUCUCGAUGUUAUAUAUCCGAAACAAUAUAACGUAAUUGCUAUUAUGUUCCUACUCGCUGAAGAGUUCAUUUACAUCCCAAUUCUCAAAAUACUUUUGUUUGUCUUAAAUGGACCAGAAGAAGAGGAAGAAGAUUCUGAUGCCGUCAAAAAAGUACCAUCAGAUGAAGAUGAUGAGCUUCCUGAGCAAGAUGGUGUCGAAGGAGUUGAAGGAGAACCUGAUGAAAUUUCAAAAGAUGGAAAUCCAAAUGAAAUCAAAGAUGAUCAGCCAUCUGUACCAGAUCCAGAAGAUGUAAGGCCAGAAUCAACUGAAAAGAAGACAACAACCCUUAAAAAGACAAUUAUUUUCGCUUGGGUAAAUCCAAACACAAUUUGCACUAUUCUUGGCUUUAUUUGGGCUGGUAUUGGUGUUAAAAUGCCAGAUUUGAUGACAAACUUCAUUACAGACCUUUCAAAAUGUGUAAGCGGUUCAAUGAUUUUCGGAAUUGGUGCAAUGGUUGGAGGAAUCAACAUGUGGAGAUGGCACAACUUCAUACCGAUUGUAUUAUGUGUUAAUUACGUAAUAUUACCACUUUUAAUUAUCGGAUUUUGCAGAUUAUUUAAAGUUACUACAGAACAGUCCAGAUGUGUUGUCCUUAUGUCUGUUAGUCCAACAUCUCUCAUUGCCCUCCACCAAUUACCCGAUUCUGAUGACAUGAUCGGUCCAAGAAUCGCAUUUAUGUGGUCUGCACUUCUUUGGCUGCCAUUCCAAUUCAUUUGGGGAGACAUCCUCCUUUAUACAAGUAUUGUUUGA